Messenger RNA from Calliphora vicina (urban bluebottle blowfly), 1145 nucleotides. RefSeq lists its product as uncharacterized. Bases 123 to 962 code for a protein of 279 amino acids. The record is from RefSeq and is a predicted model, not a curated record. The transcript has 5 exons. Lineage: Eukaryota; Metazoa; Arthropoda; Insecta; Diptera; Calliphoridae.
CCAACAAAGCAUCUGCUAGAAUUUGACAUCUUAUCUACGCCAUUUUUACUUGACGCGUCAACUUGUUAACAUUGUUCUUUUAAUUUUUCAAAGUAAUUAAAUAACACCAAAAUCCAAACAAAAUGAAAAUAUCCGGACGUAAAACAAGUUCUGCCUAUGAAUUAUAUGGUUUUAUACCAAAAGUGGAAAAUGGAAAACAUUCAGCGAUUUGUACAUCGUGUAAUCGUGUAUUACAAAAUACCGCGGCUGUACGUAUGCAAAGGCAUAGAAUUUCUUGUUUAGCUGCUCGUGCUAUUGGUGAUCCUGUAUAUUUACCAAAUAUAGAAGUUAAGAAACGACAGAAGACCGCAAAAACUGAAGCAGUUCAACAAAAUGAAAACCAAAAUGCUAAUGUUAAAAUUGAACAAAGUAAUAUGGAUUUUGAAGAUGCAAAUAUUAAUGAUAAUGCAAAUGAUAACACAACAUAUGAGGAUACCGUAGAUGCUACAAAUCCAUCAAAAAGAUCACGCAUAACCUCCUUACAUGAUGAAAUGAAUAAUACUUCUACUAUUUUACAUAAAUCAAUAGAGCCCAGCAACACCUUAGAACAAGACGAAAAUCCCAUACAAUCGCCCUUAAUGACACAUCCCCAACCACCAGAACCAUUUGAAUCUUAUCAUGCUGCCACUACUACCACCAACACAACUUCAGCUCACGAUAUUGAUGAUGAGAUCGAAGAAAUCAAUGAUGAGGAUUUAAUUGCUAUAGAAGAAGAACUAGAUGUUAUUCAAAAUUUAAUGCCACGUUCUAAAGAAUCGAAACAACUGCUGGAUGAACUGUCUAAAGCUGAGACAGAAUACUAUCGCAGUAAGACUGCCUAUUUUACAAAACUAACUGAAAAUUGUAAAAUUAAGCGAACAUUAAUGUUAUUGGAAUCACGUAAAUUACAAUUGGAAAUCGAAAGACUUACCAAUGAAUCCUAGUUUGUUUUACCACUAUGUUUUUUUUAUUAAACUAGUUUUUAAUUAAAACCUUUAUACCUUGCAAUACAUUAUAUAAUUUUCAUUCAAGGUUAACGAUGGAAAUUAAUAAUUUUAAAAUUUAGAAUUUUACUACUACAUAAUAUUAAAUAAUAAAAAAAAACAUGUUAUAAAAAAUCACAAAAA